Myotis myotis is the source of this 2940-nucleotide messenger RNA. RefSeq names its product protoheme IX farnesyltransferase, mitochondrial. Gene Ontology annotation, biological process: heme biosynthetic process. The record is from RefSeq and is a predicted model, not a curated record. Gene Ontology annotation, cellular component: mitochondrion; mitochondrial membrane. The transcript has 8 exons. Gene Ontology annotation, molecular function: protoheme IX farnesyltransferase activity. NCBI's taxonomy places the organism in Eukaryota, Metazoa, Chordata, Mammalia, Chiroptera, Vespertilionidae. The coding region runs from base 85 to 1680 and encodes 531 amino acids.
GGGCGGGGAAGGAAGAUGGCGGCGCCCAGCAGCCGGUGAGGAGAGAGGACACGGGGUCCCCGGAGAGCGGCCGGCUCGUGCGUGAUGGCCACCUCCCCACACACUCUCUCCUCACGCCUCCUGACAGGAGGGGUAGGAGGAUGUGUCUGGUAUCUAGAAAGAAGAGCUGUGCAGGCAUCCCCUCACAAGUUUAUGCAUCUUUUUAGGAACGCCAGCAAGCAGUGGGUUACAUUUCAGCACUUCACCUUCCUCAAGCGCAUGUAUGUCACACAGCUGAACAGAAGCCUCCGCCAGCAAAUAAAGCCAAAGGCAGAGCCAGUGGCCUCUCCUUUCCUUGAGAAAUCGUCUUCGAGUCAAGCCAAAGCGGAAGUAUAUGAGAUGAAGCCUUUUGCACCCUCUACCCUAUCUUUGCCCAGAAAGCCUAAUGAAACCGAAUUAAUAGAACUAGAAUCUGCCUCAAUAAUUGAAGGCUCAGUAGAUGUGGGAAAAGAGACAAAAGAUGAAAAGCAGUGGAAAGAGAUGAAGCUGCGUGUGGACGAUUUGCCAGGAAUUUUGGCUCGACUGUCCAAAAUCAAGCUCACAGCUCUAGUUGUCAGCACCACUUCAGCGGGAUUUGCAUUGGCCCCAGGGCCCUUCGACUUGUCCUGUUUUCUGCUCACUUCUGUGGGAACAGGCCUGGCAUCCUGUGCUGCCAACUCCAUCAAUCAGUUUUUUGAGGUGCCGUUUGAUUCAAACAUGAAUAGGACAAAGAACAGACCUCUGGUUCGUGGGCAGAUCAGCCCGCUGCUCACUGUGACCUUUGCCGCUUGCUGUGCCGUCCCAGGAGUCGCCCUUCUGACCUGGGGGGUGAACCCCCUCACAGGAGCCCUGGGGCUCUUCAACAUUUUCCUGUACACCUGCUGCUACACCCCGCUGAAGAGGGUCAGCAUUGCCAACACGUGGGUCGGAGCCGUGGUGGGCGCCAUCCCCCCCGUCAUGGGCUGGACAGCAGCUACUGGCAGCCUAGAUGCUGAUGCCCAAGUGAUGUGGGUCCAGAGCCUGUGCUCCCUGGGUCUGUCCGGCAGGGCCUCCAGCUCAGGGGGAGCAAGGCAGUUACGGCCGGCGUGGGAAUGGAGCCUUUCUUCUGGGCGGAAUCCUCUACUCCUGGCAGUUCCCGCACUUCAACGCGCUGAGCUGGGGCCUCCGGGAGGACUACUCCCGCGGGGGCUACUGCAUGAUGUCGGUCACGCACCCCGCCCUGUGCCGGCGGGUCGCCCUGCGCCACUGCCUGGCGCUGCUCGCGCUGUCCGCCGCAGCCCCCGCCCUGGGGGUCACCACAUGGACCUUCCCCGUCAUCGCGCUCCCCAUCAACCUGUACAUUUCCUACCUCGGCUUCCGGUUCUACAGGGACGCGGACAGGAAGAGCUCCAGGAAGCUGUUCUUCUGCAGCCUCUGGCACCUGCCCUUGCUCCUGCUGCUCAUGCUCACCUGCAAGCAGCGGGGCGUGGACAGGGACAGCGGGGAGCCUCAGAGCUGAAAUCACACUGGCCUGUGGGAAACACAACAGGGAGCGCACACCUUUUUCCCUCUGCUGUGAGGCAAGAAUCGUUCGGGAUUCCGGAGGAGGAGAAAAGAAGUCACUGGGCUCAGUACAAGGUGCAAAGCGAUUUGGUGCUUCAUGAUCCUGCAACAAAAUUUUGAGUGAUGAUAUACAAAACCCUCCCAAAUAAGAAUUGGGCUGGCCCAGUAGGUUAAUACAAAGAAAGACUGUAUUUCCCUUCGAGGGCCUUUACAUAUCUCUUCCUGCACCUCCACCCCAUUCUGUCCUUCCUCACUUCCAUGAGCAAGUGUGCCUCUUCCGCCACCCCCACCUUCUCUGCCCAUCCACUCAGCCGCAUAGUCCCUCCAGCGACACUGACACGAGGAAGAAUCCCAAACAGUUGCCUGGGGUCCCAGACUGGACUGCCAGCCCUGCCCUCCCGACAGCAGCACCUCAGCAUUUCCAAAGCCCAGGAAUCCAAGGCCUCCUUACAGCAGGGUCGGAGCAUUUCCUUCUGGAAGGGCAGCGCUAGGCUUAACACCCGAACCCCCCGCUCGCUCCACACGUCCCUCAGCCAGUGUGCACAGCGCCCCCCUUUGCUGGGGGCCUGCUCAGGCCCAUAGGGAAGGAAUCAGAAGGAGUGAGCUGAGGACUCUGGCUUGUCCUUUUGCUCACGUUCUUGUCCCCUCAACGAGAAACAUUUCCGUCCUCCUCCUUCCGAAUUCAGAAAUUACCCCACACAUCCAUGGGAUUUGGGAGCUGAGUCGGAAUCCGGGGCGCUGCUUCCGGUUUGGGGCGCCGGGUGGGUUUCCCUGUAGCCAGGUGUGACCUCAUCACCUGUGGGCUCACAGUCCUUCCCGUGCGCCCCCUUCCCCUGUCCAGUUCCAUUUGCCUGAAGGUCUUGAAGCUUAACGGUGUUUUAAUUGCCCAGUGUCCAGGGCAAGGAUUCAUGUGGAAAGUUUAAACGGCAUUUACUUAUUUUUUUAAAUACAUUUUUAUUGAUUUCAAAGAGGAAGGGAGAGAGAGAAACAUCAAUGAUUAGAGAAUCAUUGAUCGGCUGCCUCCAACACGCCCCCCACUGGGGAUCGAAACCACACCCCAAGCGUGUGCCCUGACCAGGAAUUGAACCUCAACCUCCUGGUUCAUAAGUCGAUGCUCAACAACUGAGCCACCUCCGCAAGGCCCAGUGGCAUGGAAACAGCCGUUGCAAUAGGCCUGUUCUCCGAGAUUUCUAAAGCGGUUACACUCAGCGUCUGGCCCUGUCUCUGUGCAUCUGAAAUGUUCCCUCCUGGCCGCAGCCAGGUCACCUCCUGUGGGGGACGUGGCCCAGGGGUGACUGGGAAGAAAACCUGUUGCAGCCCUGAAAUGUGUAAAAUGCCUCGGUUCUCCUUUCUGCUGAGUAAACGAGUAUGAGAACGGGA